UAGACAACUGUCAAAAUCCACUUUUCUCUAGAAAUUUUAAAAUAAAUGGAUAAUUUCGAUAUUUUCAAGUGUCGUGAGGUUUCAAAAUGUAUGGAAUUAUUGAUUUAAUACCUGGUUUGUAACUUUUAUAUAUUUAUGUAUACGGUGAUAAUUAAUUUUUGUAAAAGUGAAAGAACAUAGUAUUUUGCAAAAAAAACUACAAAACUAUUGUCUAUGGACAGCGUCUUUUCGCCAUCAAAGUUGCGAGGCAAACCGUGAAUUUUUUGGAUCUUUUGAUCCGUUUUCAUGGCUGUCGUAUUUAAACAUUGAUGUCUGCUUUAAUUCAAAAAUGAGUGACUAUCCUUCUAUGGCUACGCUUCAAAAUAAUAGUCAAACGGCGGGAUAUGUGGAUGCUCUUCAGCGUGCGAAAUUGGUUGCAGCAAAAAUCAGCAGUACUAAACGGCCUCUAGAGGAAGGAUCAGAACCAAGUGCAAAGAAAUCAGCCUCAGAUUCUUUUCAACAACCACAACAACAACAACAACCAGCAAUGAGUGCUACAGCGGCAGCGGCAGCGGCGGCGGCGGCGGCAGCGGCGCGUAUCGCGGCGUCGAGUGGCGGCAACGCGCCGGCGCCCCCACCACCCCCCAUGGCCCCCGAUCAAGCGCUCAACGAAUACAUCAGGGUUCCGGACAAAAUGGUUGGCCUAAUCAUUGGACGUGGAGGUGAACAAAUUACACGAUUGCAAGCUGAUUCGGGCUGCAAGAUACAGAUGGCACCGGACUCCGGUGGCCAGCCGGACAGAGUCUGCACACUCACCGGUUCUAGGGAAGCUAUACAGCGAGCCAAGGAGUUAGUGAACCAAAUAGUGAAUCAUCGGGGGCGGGAGAACGCUCCUCAGCACCAGGAUAGCCCGGGCGGCGGCGGCGGCGGCGGCGGCUUCGGCAACGGCGGCGGCGGCAUGGCGCCUCCACCGAGGGGCGGCGGCGGUCUUGGAACCACUGAGGAAAUCAUGCUUCCGGGACCUAAAGUGGGUCUCAUCAUUGGCAAGAACGGGAAAACCAUCAAGCAACUACAGGAGCAGUCUGGAGCCAAGAUGGUGGUUAUACAAGAUGGACCCAACACUGAAUAUGAGAAGCCUCUCCGCAUAUCCGGUGACCCGGCCAAAGUGGAGCACGCAAAGCAACUGGUACACGAACUAUUGGCGGACAAAGACAUGCAGCCGGGCGGCGGGCCGCGGUCGCAGUACGACGACUAUGGCUCCGAUCCAGGCAACGGGCUCGCUACUAACUCCACUGAGGUACUGGUUCCCAAAAUAGCGGUGGGCGUGGUCAUUGGACGCGGCGGAGACAUGAUCAAGAAGAUCCAAGCGGAGACGGGCUGCAGAGUCCAGUUCCACCAAGAGAGGGACGACGGACCCGGCGACAAAAGAUGUUACCUACAAGGCAAGCCCCACCAAGUUGAACAAGCGAGACAGAUGAUCGAAGAUUUGAUAUCUAGUGUAAAUAGGCGAGAACAAGAAGUGAGACAAAGCGGCGGCCGCGGUGGCGGUCGCGGCGGACAAAGGAACGGCGACCGCGGCGACUACCAGCAGUGGCAGGAGAACCCGGAGAUCCGGGUCACGUUCACUAUCUGUGGGAACAAGUGCGGACUCAUCAUUGGCCGGGGCGGCGAAGUAAUAAAGCAGAUCAACGCGCAAUCUGGCGCGCACUGCGAGGUGGACAGGCGCGCGACGGGUGCGGACCGCAAUAACCGCACUUUCUUCAUCCGUGGUCAUCCUGAUGCGGUGGAGCACUGCAAGCGCAUCAUCAUGGAGAAAGUCGGCAUGCCCAUAAACUUCAUCCAAGACGGCGCCAACAACGGCGGCGGCGGGAACGGCGGCGGCGGCGGCGACUACUACGGCGGCGGCGGCGGCGGCGGCGGCCCGGCGGCCUGGGGGUACAACCCGCACUGGCACCAGCCGAGCGCUCAGUCGCAGUCACAGCAGCAAGUGCAAAUCAACCCAGCGACCGGGCAGCCGGACUACUCGCAGCAGUGGAUUGACUACUACCGCUCGUUAGGACUCAACAACGAAGCGGAGGCUAUUGAACAGCAAGCCAAGCGGCAGCAGCAGCAAGACAUGGGCAGCAGCGGCGGCCCCGGCUCCGGCGGCGGCGGCGGCAGCGGCGGCAGCGUCACGCCCACGCCGAGCGGGGCUGACUACAGCGCGCAGUGGGCCGAGUACUACCGCAGCAUCGGCAAGCUCAAGGAGGCCGAAGCCAUCGAGGCGCAGAUGAAGAUGAAGGGCUUGGUGGACUACGCGUGGGACGACGACGGCGCCGGCGGCGGCGAGGCCGGCGACGAGCAGAUGAAGACGAAGGGCACCGACUACACGCAGUGGGCGCAGCUGUUCCGAACCCUCGGCAUGUUCAGCGAGGCUGACGCCAUUGAGCAGAAGAUGAAGACGAAGGACGCAGACUACAGCGCGCAGUGGGUCGACUACUACCGGACCAUCGGCAAGUUCAAGGAGGCCGAGGCGGUUGAGGCGCAAAUGAGGAUGAAGGUCAGUCGAAGGGCAUAGACGAUGUGCAAAUUG
Ostrinia nubilalis (European corn borer) is the source of this 2551-nucleotide messenger RNA. It is a transcript of the gene Psi, whose product is annotated as far upstream element-binding protein 1. The coding region runs from base 329 to 2536 and encodes 735 amino acids. Gene Ontology annotation, biological process: regulation of alternative mRNA splicing, via spliceosome; regulation of DNA-templated transcription; mRNA processing. NCBI's taxonomy places the organism in Eukaryota, Metazoa, Arthropoda, Insecta, Lepidoptera, Crambidae. The record is from RefSeq and is a predicted model, not a curated record. Gene Ontology annotation, molecular function: mRNA binding. Gene Ontology annotation, cellular component: nucleus; cytoplasm. The transcript is spliced from 17 exons.